Gastrolobium bilobum is the source of this 1125-nucleotide messenger RNA. RefSeq lists its product as uncharacterized. NCBI's taxonomy places the organism in Eukaryota, Viridiplantae, Streptophyta, Magnoliopsida, Fabales, Fabaceae. Gene Ontology annotation, molecular function: RNA binding. Bases 1 to 1125 code for a protein of 374 amino acids. The transcript is spliced from 4 exons. The record is from RefSeq and is a predicted model, not a curated record.
AUGGUCCCUCGAGAGAGUUUAAAUCCAGAAGCUCCCGAGUUCUUUCCGAACUUGCAGGUGCCAUCGAUUUCUUGGCCUAGUUUUCCCACUUUACUCUCUUCUCAACAGUACUACUUCUUCUUCUCUUCUUCUCUUUCACAAGAACUUCAUGACCCACUCCAACCCCUCUGUGUCUAUUACCCCGCUACAACACUUCCACCAACUUCCGUUAUCCCUAGCCAGCUAUUUGGCGCUCCUUUCUCGCCAUCGUUAUCCUCUGAAGCUGAACCAACUCGUUUUAUUGACAUGUCUGAAGAUCCUAACCCUCUGAAAGACCAUGUAGUGCAACAACAACCUAAGGAGGAAGUGGUGACUGGGUCUAAAGUAGCUGAUUCGAAAGGACUUGUUCAAAAGAAGGUUUUUAAAGCGUUUAUAAGUUGUGGAAGAAGAAUUGAUCGUUGCCGUUCAGAUGAGUUGAGAUUACAGGCUUACACAUGGAGGAGGAAGGGAAAAGACAUCGUUGAAGACAACAAAUGUGGCCAUUUAAAGAACCAACGGUUGUUUCAUCCUCAAGAUCAGUACUUUAGGUCUUUACGUAGGAAGAAACCAUGUUGUCCUUUGUUGCCCGUGCGCGUUGAUGGAGAGGAAACCACUGUUAUGAUUCGAAACAUUCCUAGCAAGUACACACGAGAUAUGCUGGUAGAGUUCUUGGACAAUCACUGUAUGUUGGAGAAUCAAAGAGAUAAAGAAGCUGAAAAAGAGGAUGGCGAACAACACAAUAUUUUAGCUUUUGAUUUCGUUUACUUGCCUAUAGAUUUCAAAACCGGGUUGAACAAGGGCUACGCGUUUGUUAACUUCACAAACCCCAAGGCAGCUUGGAAGUUUCUUUUAACAGCCUCUAAUAUGAAAUGGGACAUGUUCCAGUCACACAAGAUACGUGAAGUUGUUGCUGCACGUCUCCAGGGAAAAGAGGAAUUAGAGAAGCACUUCGAAACUAUGCACUUUCCCUGUGAUUCCGAGCAAGUGUUGCCUGUGUGCUUUACACCACCUCGGGAUGGUGUAAUCAAGGGAAAUGAAAGGACGAUAGGGAAGCUUGUCAAGCCUCAAGAAGUUUCAAGUGGAAGAAGAGGCUCCUAUAUCAGAUAA